AUGGACGAAGAGAAGACUUCUCCUUUACACGCUCAACUGCAUCUCCUUCUCGACCGUCGAAAGCAACAAUCCAGAUUACGAAGCCUCAAAGCCAGUCCCGAAGGGUCAAUUGAUUUCUCCUCCAAUGACUUCCUUUCGCUUUCUUCAUCGCCAAUCUUGAAGGCUAUCUUUCUCGAUGAGUUGGAGAACAUCCCUCGGCUGGGCAGUACAGGAUCAAGGCUCCUUGAUGGGAACUCUUCCUAUGCCGAGAACCUCGAGCGAGACAUUGCUAAGUUUCACAAUGGUCCAGCCGGACUUCUCACCAAUUCUGGUUUUGAUGCCAACGUCGGAAUCUUUUCGUGUUUGCCUCAGCCAGGAGACAUCGUGGUCUACGAUGAGUUGAUUCAUGCCAGUGUUCAUGACGGAAUCAAGACAUCAAGAGCUGGAGCCAGUAUUCCAUUUGCUCAUAAUUCUGUCCUACACCUCAAAACCGUUCUGGAGGCGGUUGUGUCGAAGUCGUCUGCAAGCGUGCCUUUCAACCUGUUCAUUGCCGUCGAGAGCGUAUACAGUAUGGACGGUGACCUUGCUCCUCUGAUGGAGAUCGUUCAGCUCAUCGAAGCACUAUUCCCAAACAAGAAUGCGCAUCUCAUUGUGGAUGAGGCACACGCAACUGGACUGUAUGGGGAAAAGGGAAGAGGUAGGGUGUGCGAACUUGGUCUUGAGAACAAAGUCUUUGUUAGACUCCAUACCUUUGGAAAGGCUCUGGCUUGCAAUGGUGCUAUAAUCCUGUGCACACCAGUCACGCGCCAGUACCUUAUCAACUAUGCCCGACCACUAAUCUACACCACUUUCAUGUCAUUCCCAGCACUUGCUGCCAUCAAAGCUGUUUAUACCUUCAUGGCCCAGGACAGGACAGAACAGCUAGCCAAAGACUUGACUUCACUCAUUACAUUGCUAUACUCGAACUUAGGGGCAUUGAGGGACAAAUACAGUGCCUCCAAUUCUACCAAAAAUCUUCUAAGAAUACCUUCUGAAUGUCCCAAAUCACCCAUAAUCUCACUGCUCACGUCUGACCCGCGUGGCCUGGCACAAUACUGCCAAAGAGCUGGUUUCGUCGUUCGAGCGAUAGUGGCACCAACUGUGCCUGAAGGAUUUGAGAGGGUCAGGGUUUGUCUUCAUGCAGCGAAUACAUCUGCUCAAGCGGAAAAAUUUGUCCAGAUCCUCCAGACAUGGAUUGAGCAGGAAAGUCAUAAAAGUCAAAAGCUUUCGGAAGUGGUGGGAGCGAGACUUUGA
Messenger RNA from Endocarpon pusillum Z07020, 1272 nucleotides. RefSeq lists its product as uncharacterized. Gene Ontology annotation, biological process: biosynthetic process. The record is from RefSeq and is a predicted model, not a curated record. Lineage: Eukaryota; Fungi; Ascomycota; Eurotiomycetes; Verrucariales; Verrucariaceae. Bases 1 to 1272 code for a protein of 423 amino acids. Gene Ontology annotation, molecular function: pyridoxal phosphate binding. The transcript has 2 exons.